AUGGAUACAGACAAUCAACGGAUGGCCGCACAAGAUGAAGUCAUCGCUGAUCUGCGACGCCAAUCUGGGGCAUCUGCAUCUACUGUCCUAGAUCCUCAGGAGAUGUUUUCAACAGCUUCAGCGUACAGACCUUCGGUACAACCUCCUACGGGAACCAUUCCCUUCGAUAUGAAUGAAGUUGAUCCAGCCAUGAUCAAAAUUGCUAGGCUUGAGACAGCCUUGAAGAAAUCCCAGGGUUUCAAUUCAAUUCUCGACAUUGAGGACGGGUACACUGAGGCUUCAGUCAGGUUGCCAGAAAAAUUCAAAAUGUCUUACAUCGAUAGAUUUGAUGGGAGCGGGGAUUCGAUUGUGCAUGUCCGCCUGUUUUCAGAUGUGUUGAGGCCCAUGGGUUUAUCUAGGGCACAAAAACUCUCAUUAUUUGGGAGGACCCUGUCAGAUGUAGCGGCCAUCUGGUACACCAAACUAGAGGACUUAACGAAGCAAAAUUGGAAAGAAUUGUCUGAGGGGUUUGUUAACCAAUACUCAUACAAUACUCAGAUAGAAGUAACAAUCAGUGAGCUGGAAGCAACCACUCAAAACCUCAAAGAACCUUUCAUUGACUUCAUGGCAAGAUGGAGGGCAAAGGCAGCUAGAAUGACGAGCAGACCUUCUGAAAGAGAACAAGUCAGGUUAGUGGUCCAAAACCUCGAGCCAAACAUGUUACAGAGAAUGAUAGUUGCAUCGUUGUCCACAUUUACUUCCUUACAUGAGUUAGGGGUUCAAAUUGAGAGUGCCUUCAAAAAGGGCAUCAUCCAUAGAACAAGCGAACCUGCAAAAAAACCAUUCACUCGGAGUACCAAUGCUAGUACUAGCACUAUUCCGCGACCUGCAAAUGUCAGUACCAUUGCUACAUCAUCGACCAAGAUGGUCGAUCCCUUUGCUACUGCUACAAACUCACAAACCGCACAAAAUAGUCAACCUUGGAACCGAAGAUCUUUUACCCCCUUCAUAUGA
Molecule: messenger RNA, 993 nt
Organism: Camellia sinensis
Lineage: Eukaryota; Viridiplantae; Streptophyta; Magnoliopsida; Ericales; Theaceae
Source: RefSeq, a predicted model, not a curated record